This is a messenger RNA of Somion occarium, 2438 nucleotides long. The record is from the annotation of a GenBank genome assembly. NCBI's taxonomy places the organism in Eukaryota, Fungi, Basidiomycota, Agaricomycetes, Polyporales, Cerrenaceae.
GCCGCCUUUGCCUUGCGAGAGCCGUUGACGUCCUCAAUGGGGCCGAACUGUGCAACUAAUAUCCAUACAUUUAGCUGUAGUGUCACGGUAAAGAGGCCAGGUUUGGUGACGCUUGCUCUGGUUAAACACAUUGACGAGCUUAGCCUUACCGUUUUACUGUGUACAGGGUAUAAUCAUUAGGGGUACUUGGACAGCCCCACCCUCCAAAUCUAACAGCAGAGAUGCCGGUCAACCACUCAUUCAAACUGCGCUCAUCAACUCGUAGCAUGUACCUCGCACUGCUUCGUGAAGUACUUCGGCUUAAUCGAUCCUUCGCCGCAUCUUUAGGUGCACGGAUUUCAUCUGCUUGUGAAUUGCCGCGCAGGUUGGCACGUUCGCAGACAUGUCGUAAAUAUGUCAUGCGACAUCUGGCUCAACCUCGCGGUGUCCUCGUGCUUUCAAGGUUAUAACCAUCCAAGUAAUACUGCAUCGAUUCCUCGCUGCACAUCAAUCAUGCAAUCCGACACUGACAAACCCCUAGGCUCCCCUGUUCUCGAGAUGGUGACCCCUCCGUCGACAUUACUCCCGUUGCCUACGAGCAACGUGCCGCAGGUUAAAGAGACGAUCGCCCAGUAUCCUUUUGAUGAUGCGUCUGCAGACAUCAUCCUUCGUACCUCCGACCGAAUUGUUUUCAACGUUCACAAAGUCAUCCUUUCAUACGCGUCUGGUUUCUUUCGAGAUAUGUUUAGCCUAAACCAAUCAGCGCUCACAUGUUCUCAGGGCUCUGGCAGCUCACAAGAAUCACCGCCUGUCGUCGACGUGGCCGAAAAUGGAGAGAUUCUAUACGAAGUGUUGCAUUGGUGCUACCCCCUCCCACACACCGAGCCAAAGGCGCCUGAAAAAAUCAACAUGAUCCUAGAUGCUGCCGUAAAGUAUGAUAUGGCAGGCGUGAUCUCCUCCAUGUUCCGCCCCCUGCGCGAUCUUCGCGAAACACAUACUCUUCAGGUCUUUGCCAUCGCAUGUCGUUUUGGAUUUGAGGAUUUAGCUGGAGACGCAGCAUCAGUGCUGAGGACCCGAUGGGAAAAAGAGUGUUCUGGUGACAAGUGGGACACUCCUUGGGGGAGCACAACAGCGGGCGGAAACUAUGCUUCGGAGAUGGCCCAUAUUCGCGCGGCAUCGUACUUACGACUUGUGCGAUUUGUCCGUACAGGUGAACGGACCGCCUUCUGCGAGCCGGCAGACCAAGAAGCCUCGCCUUCAGGACCCUACUCAAUAAAAUAUAUCUUACAUCCCGAUGCGGAUCUCACUAUUCGAUCUCAGCUCAACGACGGGUUUGAUUUUAAAGUUCACCGACAGAUCAUAUCUUUCUCUUCAUCCACCCUAAAGGAGAAGAUACUGUCACUGCAAGAUGCGCCUGACUCGGAUGAUUCUCAAAGGCCACCGGUUCUGGAGCUUCCAGAGAGUAGUGCAAUUAUCAGUACGCUGCUGGCGUUGUGCUACCCUUCGGAUGACCAGGAUGCUCCAUACUUCGACCCUUCUGAUAUUCCCGCUCUGGUUGUCGCUACUCAGAAGUAUCAAUUGAAGAGGGCAAUUCCCUUUUUCAAAAGGCACUUGCAGAAACACACAGCUGCAGAUCCGUUCAAGGCUUAUUGCAUUGCCGUCCGAUGCAAUUGGAGAGAUGAAGCGCGGCAUGCAGCUAUUCAUAUCGCGCGGCUUCAGGUCGAAGAACGGUAUCACUCCAUGAUGGAGAGCUUUGACGCAAGGCACUACUACCCUCUCCUAAAAUUCUGUCACGAAUAUCGCAGAGAGGUCACUAACGUUGCAUCUAAAUCCAACCCUCCGACAGUAUCGAAUGGGCCGGGAGUCCCUGAGGCUAGGGCUUGGUCGAGCUUAGAUUGGAUGUGGAAGCUGGUGGGCUCGGAUAUCCGAGAUGCCACUUGGGCUCUCUCGUUUUAUGCAUCCUAUCGUUCUAGCUUGAAUUACUAUAACCGUGACCGAGAAGACAUGCUUUCACGACUCAACGUCCUUCAUAGUGACAUAUCCGAAAGGUUGAAUAAGUUAGUUCUGGAAAUUCCUGGGGACGACGAAUUGGGACAAUGGCGAUCCUCAAUGAAAAGCCCGGGAACAGGAAAGGGAAAGGGAAAGGGACGGAAAGGCAACGGGAAGGGAAAGAUGAUCGCAGCUAAUCCGCCUCCUUGAGUCUGUCUGCGACGGAGUCGACGGAGGCGCAACUUGCGUAGCUGUCGAGUGUGGAUUACCACUAGAUUACCACGUGAACGAACGAACGAAAUCCGUGAAGGCGUGAACGACAGUGGAGCGUGCUCAGCACACCUCACAUUUACAUCAACCUCUCGUGGUCUUGCAGUGUCAGUCUUAGUAUCAUACGUUCAUGACCCUUAUGGUCAAUGUUGAACACCGGAUAUGUUUUGAAAAAACAAUUUAUGCGUAUGAGGAAAGUC